GUGGCGAGUUCAGGUCAGUGUGCAAAUGUCAGACGAAUCCGGGAACUGUUCCACUAAUCGUUAGCUGUUAAAAAAAUAUUUUUAGUAUUUAGUAUUAAUCCAACAAUUAUAUGUGGUCAGAAAAGUUCUUAGUUCCUGCAAUGUUACUGAAAACGAUACGUUAAAUAAAGCGAAGUGGAAGCAAAAGUCUUGGAAGGUAGAUCCCACCAUCAGAUGGGAAUAAUAAAUGCACAGGAGAGGGAGAGAGAGAGAGAGAGAGAGAAGUCAAUAACACAUAAAUCACAUCUUUCACGGCUAUGGUGGCGGCAGCAUCAGCUGGCCAUAUCUUCAACCAACCACAGGCCGAGCACUACGCAAAUGCUGCCGAUAUCUACCAAUCGGCGGUUGAAUACCAACAGCCUGGUGUGCAAGCCGGACAUUCAUACUCCGCGCACGAUUUGGCCUAUCAGAGACCCUCAGCUGAGAAAACGGCUAAGACUUUAGCCUAUCAUUCGGAAAAUAAUGGUCACAGCUACCAUUACGCCUAUGAAACUGAUAACGGUAUCAAAGCCCAAGAAGUAGGCCACGUCGGCAAAGGCACCCAGGCUGAAGGCGCCUACUCCUAUACCGGAGAUGAUGGCCACACCUACACAGUAAAGUACACUGCUGAUGAAAACGGCUUCCAGGCCUACGGCGAUCAUCUGCCCACCUCCCCGCCAAUUCCUGAAGCGAUCUUAAAAUCUUUGGAAGAAAAUGCGAAGGCUGAAGCCAAUGGCAUUUAUGAUGAUGGUCACUACCAUGAACAACAACCAGGUCACUACCAUGAACAACAACAACAGACUGAAAGCUACCAUGAUGGUGGCGUUCAGUACCACGAACAGCAACUCCAAAGCUACAACAAUGCCGUUCAUGCCGCAACUGACUCCGGCUACCAUCAUUAAUAAUUAAUUGUUGUUGAAACUGUUGAUUUCUAGCUUUUGUUAUUCUGUUAAACUUUUAGUUAUUUGUUGUUAGUUGAAGCCAAUUUGUUAUUGUUGUUUUGUUUUGUUGUUUCAAUAAUUAGUUCCUA
This is a messenger RNA of Vanessa atalanta (red admiral), 1048 nucleotides long. RefSeq names its product cuticle protein 3-like. Lineage: Eukaryota; Metazoa; Arthropoda; Insecta; Lepidoptera; Nymphalidae. The record is from RefSeq and is a predicted model, not a curated record. Bases 297 to 920 code for a protein of 207 amino acids. The transcript is spliced from 5 exons. Gene Ontology annotation, molecular function: structural constituent of chitin-based larval cuticle. Gene Ontology annotation, cellular component: chitin-based extracellular matrix.